This is a messenger RNA of Drosophila obscura, 504 nucleotides long. RefSeq names its product COX assembly mitochondrial protein homolog. Gene Ontology annotation, cellular component: mitochondrion. The coding region runs from base 72 to 425 and encodes 117 amino acids. The record is from RefSeq and is a predicted model, not a curated record. The transcript is spliced from 2 exons. NCBI's taxonomy places the organism in Eukaryota, Metazoa, Arthropoda, Insecta, Diptera, Drosophilidae.
CGGUCACACUAAGCUGGCACAUCAUUGACAAAACAAAAAGAAACAGAACUAAAAUAUUUUAAAAUAAAAACAUGAGCUUUAUACAACAACAGGCUGAUCCACGUAAUCCCCAUGGACUCGGCGACCCGAAUGACACAAAAUUGCGCAAGGUUGAGGUCGAGGUGCUGAUACCCAAGAUAAUGCGAGACCGGGCAAAGGCAGAGCUAUGCACCAAGGAAGUCACAGACUUUCAGGAGUGCUGCAAGACCAGCAGCAUCUUCAUGGUGGCCACCUGUCGCAAGGAGAACUCUGCUCUGAGGGACUGCCUAACGCUCUGGUAUCAGAACGAUGCCUUCAAGGAGGAAUGCAGGAAGAUCUAUCUGCAGGAGCGGUCAGAUUAUCGGAGCACUGGGAUACCCAAGAAGCAUCGCGUGGAGAAACUCUAGUCCUUACAUAAGUAGUUUUGGUUAUGAUUAUUGUUUACUUUGCACGAAUGAUGAAUAAUUGAAGCGACGUACAAUUGUU